UCUAAAGCGAGUAGCCAUGGACGAUAUUACAGGCGAAAAGCUAGAUUUUGAGGAAGCCAUUAAUAAAACUGGUUUCGACGUGGCUUGUGACAUGGGACUUUCGACGAAGCAACAGGGUCUCCUCUCAGCGAUACCACUGAUUGGAGUCAUGAUUUCUUCAUAUGUCUGGGGUCUAAGUGCCGACACGAUCGGACGGCAGAAGACGUUGUUGUUGGCCAUGCCUGUGAGCAUUGCUUGGAGUUUAGCAGCUAGCAUGACGCCUACGUACACUUCGUUGGCAGUGCUCAAACUAAUGUCAGCUGGUUUUUCAUCAUCAGCGAAUGCAGCUGCCUUUGUACUUCUAGGAGAAAGUGUUCCUUCUGCGUACAGAAGCAAAUUUAUGUUCCUUAUGGCCAGUGCUACUAUGUUUGUACAGCUUAUUAUAAGUAUUGUCGCACUUCCCAUUCUCCAGCUUACCUUCAGCAUUAAUAUGUCCUUGAUUAAUCUGAACUACCGACCCUGGCGUCUACUCCUCCAGCUAAUGACAUUGCCAGGGAUAUUUGGGACUAUAGGUAUUAUGAUGGUGCGUGAGAGUCCUAAAUUCCUACUUAGUACGGAUCACGAAAGGGACGCUAUAGACGUGUUGAAAACUAUACAUAUCUGGAAUAAGGGAUCGAGUGAAUUCAAAAUAUCAUCGGUACACCUUCAGGAAACGAUUACUACAUAUUCUGGAAAUUCUGUUUGGAAAAAGAUUUGGAAUCAAACGGCAUCCCUGUUCAAACCACCGCUUUUAAAAAACUCUCUGAUACUUUACUAUAUUUUACUCUGUGCAUACAUGACAUCGACCGGCUACACAAUGUGGGUGCCAACAAUGACAAACGUGUAUUUUAAUGGAGAAGAUAGCGAUGGCAAAACUUUUUGUGAAGUGGCGAGUAAAGCUGCAUCUCAAAAUUUGACCACUGAUUGUAGUACUCCGAUUCAACCUACGACAUUAUAUGCCGUCAUGUGCUAUUCUGGCAUGUCAGGGUCGCUAAAUAUACUUCUAACAUUCAUAGUCGGGCCACUGGGUAAAAAGAGGACAACGUUGUUAGUCUUUCUCAUCGCGAUCAUAGCCGGUGUACUGCUUCUUUUCGUGAAGCAAUCGAUAGCUAGUAUUGGACUGUUCUUCACGUUUCUCUAUGUGUCUUUAAUAUUGGGAAAUGUAAAUACAUAUUUAGUGGAAUUGAAUCCGACACAAUUAAGAGCAAUGGCGACAUGCUUGUCUGUAGUUGUGGCCAGAGGCUUUGGGUUCUUCAGCGUUCAGCUAAUCGCGACGUUGUUGUCUGACCACUGCAUCCCAAUGAUUGGAGGAUACAUCGCUCUCGUUACAAGUGGAUUACUGAUAGCGAUAUGCUUACCGGCAGACAACUCUCCAGGUGGAAACAGUUAAAACAUUAUACAAUUUCGAUAAUGUUUAAUCAAACUAAACUAAAACUAUAGUAUCUUGCGAAAUUAAGAUUUUAGUCUUUAAUUUGACUUUAUCAGAGAUAGAAAACUGUUAGAUCGUAGCGGCAUCUUCAGUGGAAGUACGUCAUACUCUGAAUGGCGUCACUAGUGUUUCCGAUUGCGGAAUCAUUAUCAUGCAUACACACGCCUAUGCUUUCUCUGAAUGAUGUGAAUCAAUGAUGUGGGAAUUCGCAAAGAGUUUAGAUAAAAAAAACAUAUGAAUGACUCAAUUUUUUAUUGCGCAAAAAAUGUCACACCUAGAAACUCUUACAACGAAAAAUAAAAUAGAAGAAACUUCGUUUCAUAAAUUUACCAAAGGUAAUUAACAUAACAAGCAUUUUUUCAUAAUCAUACGAGUCGAGCGAAAAAUACACAACUUAAGCUAUCGAUAUUACAUAAAAGGUAAGAUUCGGAGACACGACCGAAGAGGGCGAAGGUCACUGAACAAUCGCGGAUAAGUACAAAAUCUCUAAAAAUGUCUAAAAUGUUAAAACGUCUCUGGAAGGAACUGCGUCGAGCCAGUCAGCGAGGUGAACGGCCUUUCCAGUCUUCGAUAAAAUCUAUAAAUGAUGUCGUUUAAUGUCAAUCUAUCACAGCAUCCAAGUGGUCAUUAAGGAAUUUCGAAAAAUACGUCUCACGAGCUCCUUCGAAGCUACCGAUGACGAUGAUGACUCCGCCGGACGGCACGGUAGCGGAAGGUCUCGUCACAGGUUUACGUCCCGACGCCUCGCGGUCAUACGAGCAGCUCCUUCGGGAACAGGUUCAUGGAAGCGUAGUCCUGCAACACCUGCAACAGUUUAUCGAUCUAUUGUCGAGGCGAGUCGAGUGAGUGUCGUCUCGGAACCUCCCUCUGUGACGACACACACGCACGCACGCUCGAAUCGAUAGAGAGACAGGAUCACCUCCAGCAGUCGGUCGACCGUAGGCUCGGGCGCCUCCCACGGGAGCAGGUCCCGCAGUUUGGAGCCGUCGAGACACAGCUGCUUGUUGAGCAGCAGCUCGGUGCUGGCGAAGGGCUCCAAGGGGGAGUGCUCCAGGUUGUACUUCCGGCAGAUCUCCGCCCACGCGGUCAGGUGCUUCACGUUGGCCUCUUCCGCCACCGAGGCUAUGUCGUUCUGAAACGAGGUGUCAGCCUCAGAGCCGGUCCUCGGAGACGUUUCAUCGAGAGAGAAGCGUCUCGAGAGAAACUCACCUUGGCCAGUGAAGAUAUAGCCUUUCCGUAAUAAUCAUGAUUUAUCUUGAAUAUCUCGGCGACCAUCU
This is a messenger RNA of Pieris brassicae (large cabbage white), 2724 nucleotides long. RefSeq names its product synaptic vesicle glycoprotein 2B-like. NCBI's taxonomy places the organism in Eukaryota, Metazoa, Arthropoda, Insecta, Lepidoptera, Pieridae. Gene Ontology annotation, biological process: transmembrane transport. Gene Ontology annotation, molecular function: transmembrane transporter activity. The transcript has 11 exons. The coding region runs from base 17 to 1408 and encodes 463 amino acids. The record is from RefSeq and is a predicted model, not a curated record.